AUGAUUGGCAUCGCCUUCAUUGCGUUUCUCUCGGCAGCGCCAGCUGUACUUGCCUCACCACUGGACAAAAAGUCGACCAUUGACGAUUGCCUCGCUGCAGCUGGAGUCCCAUACAACAAGAAGGGAAGCUCUCAGUGGGACGUCGACGGCUCUCCAUUCAACAUUAGAAUACCGUUCACACCCAUAUCCAUCGCUGUGCCCCUUACAACAGAACAUAUACAAGCAGCAGUAAAAUGCGGUCGUGACAACGGUGUUAAGGUCACUCCGAAAUGUGGCGGCCAUAGCUAUGCCAAUUUUGGCUUUGGGGGUGAGGAUGGUCACCUGAUGUUGGAGCUCGACCAUAUGUAUAACGUUACCCUCAACAAUGCAACUGGAAUUGCAACUGUACAGGCCGGAGCUCGAUUAGGGCAUGUUGCAAGUGAACUUUACAAGCAAGGUUCAAAAGCAAUUAGUCAUGGGACCUGUCCUGGUCAACAAAGCGUGGGAAGUGCGGGUCAUGUCCUUCAUGGAGGUUACGGUAUGAGCUCUCACACCAAAGGACUGGCCCUUGACUGGCUUAUUGGCGCCAAAGUUGUCCUCGCAAAUAGCACUGUUGUUACCGCAUCGGAGGUCGAGAACCCCAGUCUGUUCUGGGCGCUGAAGGGAGCUGGUAGCUCCCUCGGUGUGGUUACCGAGUUUUAUUUCAAGACCUUUGACGCGCCAAAACAAGCUACUAAUUUUCUAGCCAUGUUGCAAUGGGACGCAAAGAAGUCUGUUGACUACUUCAAAGUGCUACAAGACUGGGCUGAAAAUGAGAUGCCAAGGGAGCUGAAUAUGCGUCUCUUCAUCACUCCACGAUUUACCAAUCUUGAAGGCAUGUUUUAUGGGGAUAAGCCAGGGUUGCAAGCGGUUCUGGACCCGUUGCUUUCGAAGCUAGGAGGACGAUUGGCGACCUCGCAGACGACCGACUGGCUUACCAACUUGCAACACUUUGGCAAUGGUUUGGCACUUGACCAAAAGGACACUUACAAAAAGCAAGAGAACUUUCACUCCUCAAGUCUGUACACAGACAAGCUCUCCACUGCACAAAUCCAAUCCUUCGUCAGUUACUGGUAUAGCAUAGGCAAACCUCUCAAGCGUGAUUGGUACGUGCAAAUCGAUUUUCAUGGUGGCAAGAACUCGGCCAUUACUGAGGUUCCAACCAACUCUUCUUCCUACGCCCACCGCAACAAGCUGCUGCUCUACCAGUUCUACGAUCGAGUCGAUCUGUCUGCUAUUUACCCCAAGGAUGGAUUUCAAUUUCUUGAAAACUUCAUUUCAAAUACCACUAUUGAUAUGGAGGCAGAGGAGCAUGGUAUGUAUUUCAACUAUCCCGAUCCAAACAUGGAUCAGGACAAAGCACAGAUGAGGUACUGGGGAGACAAUCUUGCGCGAUUGAGGGAGGUCAAAGCGGCUGUAGAUCCCACUGAAGUGUUCUACUUCCCUCAGAGUGUUCGGCCAGCGAUCAUCGUCUAA
This is a messenger RNA of Colletotrichum truncatum, 1494 nucleotides long. RefSeq names its product glucooligosaccharide oxidase. The record is from RefSeq and is a predicted model, not a curated record. Lineage: Eukaryota; Fungi; Ascomycota; Sordariomycetes; Glomerellales; Glomerellaceae. Gene Ontology annotation, molecular function: oxidoreductase activity; FAD binding.